CUCUACUUCCAGCCGCAGCCCGAGGGCAACGGCAGCCGCGGGCCGGCGGGCGAGAGGGAGCCGCGCUUGGUCUUCAUCGAGGAGGCGGCGGCGGCGGGAGGGGGGAAAGCGGCGCGGGGCCCGGCAGAGCGGUGCCGGGAGCGCAGCGCCUGGGCCUCGGACGUGGAGGUGGUGGGGCCGCUGCGCUCGGGCGGCGCGGCGGGCUCGGCGCUGGCCGAGGUGCGGGUGCGAGAGCCGCGCAAGGGCGAAGCGGCGGCGGCGCCGGGCGGGCGGCUCUUCUCGCUGUGCGCGUGGGACGGGCGGGCGUGGGCGCAUCACGGCGCGGCGGGCGGCUUCCUGCUGCGGGUGCGGCCGGCCUCCCCAGGGCUGGGCGCCUGGCUGCUGCCGCUGCCCGAGGCGGGCUGGCUGCGGGCGCUGGGCGCGCUGCUGCUGCUGGGGCUGUCGGCGCUGUUCAGCGGGCUGCGCCUCUCGCUGCUCUCGCUGGACCCGCUGGAGCUCCGCGUCCUGCGCAACAGCGGCUCGGCCGCCGAGCGGGAGCAGGCGCGGCGGGUGCAGGCGGUGCGCGGCGGCGGAGGCACCUACCUGCUGUGCACGCUGCUGCUGGGCCAGGCGGGGGCCAACGCGGCGCUGGCCGGCUGGCUGUGCGCGUCGCUGCCCGGCGGAGGGCCGGCGGCUGGCGGAGGGCCGCGUGGAGCGCCGUGGCUGCCGGUGCUGCUUUGCGCGGCCGCCGUCUUCCUGGGCGGCGAGGUGCUGCCCUACUCGGUGUGCUCGCGGCACGGGCUGGCCAUCGCGUCGCGCACGCUGUGCCUCACCCGGCUGCUGAUGCUGGCCGCUUUCCCGCUGUGCUACCCGCUCAGCCGGCUGCUGGACUGGGCGCUCCGGCAGGAGCUCAGCGUCUUCUCCACGCGGGAGCGGCUGCUGGAGACGCUGCGCGCCGCCGGGCCCCACGGCGACCUGGUGCGGGAGGAGUUGGCCAUGGUGCAGGGAGCGCUGGAGCUGCGCACCAAAGUAGUGGAGGACGUGCUGACGCCGCUGGCCGACUGCUUCAUGCUGCGUGCCGACGCUGUGCUGGAUUUCGCCACCGUCUCCGAGAUCCUUCGCUCCGGCUACACACGCAUCCCUGUCUAUGAGGGCGACCGGCGUGACAACAUCGUCGACCUGCUCUUUGUCAAAGACCUGGCCUUUGUUGACCCCGAUGACUGCACCCCGCUGCAGACCGUUACCCGCUUCUACCGCCGCCCGCUCCACUGCGUCUUCAAUGACAUGCGCCUCGACACGCUGCUUGAGGAGUUCAAGAAGGGGAAGUCUCACCUGGCCAUCGUGCAGCGGGUGAACAACGAAGGGGAAGGAGACCCGUUCUACGAGGUGAUGGGCAUUGUCACCCUUGAGGAUGUCAUUGAGGAGAUCAUCAAAUCUGAGAUCCUGGAUGAGACGGAUCUGUACACGGACAACCGGAAAAAGGAACGUGUGCCCCACCGGGGCCGCAAGCCCCAGGACUUCUCCAUCUUCAGGCUGUCAGACAGCGAGAUGAAGGUGAAGAUCUCCCCGCAGCUCCUGCUGGCGACACAUCGCUUCAUGGCUACAGAGGUGGAGCCCUUCAAGUCCCCAUACCUCUCCGAGAAGAUCCUGCUGCGGCUCCUCAAGCACCCCAAUGUCAUCCAGGAGCUGAAGUAUGACCGCAAGAACAAGAAGGCAGCAGAGCAUUACCUCUACCAGCGCAACCGCCCCGUCGACUACUUUGUGCUCAUCCUGCAGGGAAAAGUGGAGGUGGAGGUUGGCAAGGAAGGGCUGCGCUUUGAGAACGGGGCAUUCACUUACUAUGGAGUCCCUGCCAUCAUGGCUGUCGUCUCCUCGGAUAACGAUGUGCGGAAAGUGGGCAGCGUGGCGGGAUCGUCCUUCCUGUUGCCUGUCUCAGUGUCCCGUACCUUCGCCUUCAGCAGAGGGGACUCCCUGGCUGGCUCUCCAGUGAACCGGUCCCCCUCGCGGUGCAGCGGGCUCAACCGCUCCGAGUCCCCAAACCGGGAGCACAGUGACUACGGGGGCAGCACCAUGCAGCUCUACAGCAGCAGCAAUAACAUCUACACACCCGACUACUCCGUGCACAUCCUUUGUGAUGUCCAAUUUGUCAAGGUGACCCGGCAGCAGUACCAGAACGCGCUGGUGGCCAGCCGCAUGGACAGCUCGCCCCAGUCCCCUGAUGUGGAAGCCUUUGACAGGGACUCAACAAAGGCUUCAACAGCUCGGGGCACCCCACAAACACCCAAAGAGGACACCACCACCCUCCUGAUUGAGAAGAACAGCCGGUCUGAGGGUCAGCGCAGCCCCAGUGACUCUGUGUGCCUGCGCAUGGAGGCCAUCCCCUUCAUCCAGGAGGAGCUGGCAGAGCAACAGGAGGGUGGUGAGCAGCAGGACAGGGAGUGCUGCGGCCCUGGCCUGGAGGCAGAGUCCCCAGGAAGGGAGGUCGGGAGCGGCUCCUCUCCCAGCAGUUCCGAGGAGACUUUGGGCAAGAGGCUGCUGAGAUCACUGAGUGAGCGCAGGCAGCGACAGUCACCAGAGGGUGAGCAGAUGCCAGAAGAGAGUUCCAACCUCGCCCCGCUGAUCACCUGAGCAGAAGCGUGGCCAGAGCACGGUGCUGGAGGCCCACGUGGAUCCCAGGUCUGCAGCAUGGUGGUCUCCUGCCACAAGGCCCUUGUCCAGCAGCAGCAGGUCUGCACUCGCUCUG
This is a messenger RNA of Centrocercus urophasianus (Greater sage-grouse), 2722 nucleotides long. RefSeq names its product cyclin and CBS domain divalent metal cation transport mediator 1 (gene CNNM1). Gene Ontology annotation, biological process: transport; magnesium ion homeostasis. Lineage: Eukaryota; Metazoa; Chordata; Aves; Galliformes; Phasianidae. The record is from RefSeq and is a predicted model, not a curated record. Gene Ontology annotation, cellular component: plasma membrane. The annotation marks the transcript as partial. Gene Ontology annotation, molecular function: transmembrane transporter activity. The transcript is spliced from 12 exons.